This is a messenger RNA of Prosopis cineraria, 1250 nucleotides long. Its product is annotated as ethylene-responsive transcription factor WIN1-like. Gene Ontology annotation, molecular function: DNA binding; DNA-binding transcription factor activity. The transcript has 2 exons. NCBI's taxonomy places the organism in Eukaryota, Viridiplantae, Streptophyta, Magnoliopsida, Fabales, Fabaceae. The coding region runs from base 127 to 819 and encodes 230 amino acids. The record is from RefSeq and is a predicted model, not a curated record. Gene Ontology annotation, biological process: regulation of DNA-templated transcription.
ACCAUUAAUCUCUCCGUUCGCCGACACUGUGCACUUCCUGCCCUCUAUAUCUUCCUUCCCACUCAUCCCUUCCCUGUUGCUUCUGUACUUUCCUCUCUUUUCAUCUCUCUCUCCCACAUCUCCAUCAUGGUGCAUUCAAGGAAGUUCAGAGGUGUCAGACAGCGUCAUUGGGGCUCUUGGGUCUCCGAAAUCCGCCACCCCCUCUUAAAGAGGAGGGUGUGGCUGGGGACGUUUGAGACGGCGGAAGAAGCGGCGAGAGCGUAUGAUCAAGCUGCCAUUCUGAUGAGUGGCCGGAAUGCCAAGACCAAUUUCCCGAUGUCACAGACUCCGGACGGCGAUUCCAACAAGGCGGCUGGGGCGGCCAGGGAUCUCGAGGAGAUCCUGCACGCCAAGUUGAGGAAAUGCGGGAAGCUGCCGUCGCCGUCCAUGACGUGCCUGAGGCUGGACACCGAGAACUCCAACAUCGGAGUGUGGCAGAAACGCGCCGGCCAGCGUACCGAUAACUCCAAUUGGGUGAUGACGGUCGAGCUGGGGAAGAAGGCCGGAAGUGAUAAUCAUAAUAAUAUCAAUAACAGCAACGGUAAUGGAGUGGAGAAAACGACGACGUCGUCGUGGAAGUGCUCUGAGUCUGCAAUCUCAUCGGGAGGGCCGGAAGUGACGAUGGGAGGUGGAGGGUUGAACGAAGAAGAAAGAAUUGCACUGCAAAUGAUUGAGGAACUGCUCAACAGAAACUGUCCAAGUCCUCCGGCACCUUCAUUUGAUCAUCAUGGUCUGGUUGAAGAAGACAACCAUGCUCAUGGCGAAAGCUUUCUCUUUUGACUUUAUUCAACAAAAGUUAAGGUGGGUGAUUAAUUAUUUUGGCUAAUUUCUUAUCAAUAUUAAUUUCCAUAUAUGCAUUGGUAUAAUGGUACAAUUUAUAGCUAUCCCCUGAGGGGAAGGGAGUGAUUAUCACUUGUUAUCAUGAUUGACAAGACAAGGAUGUGAAAUAAUCUAGUUAGACAUUCUACAGAAGCAGAAUAAGGCACACAGAUAUAUAUAUAUAUAUAUAUAUAUGGAUUCGUGUUUGUUUGUAAACAGAAUUACACAGAUGCUGUCCCACUGCAAUUGUACGUACGAGGAGCAGAAUAAACAGAAAUUAUACUCAGAUUCAAUCCAGUUGCAACUGUACGUACAUUAAGAAGGCACUCUCAUGGUGAAUAUAAAGCAGGACUAUAUACACUAUAUAUGAAAAUCAUUCCUAUCUUUUUAUA